This is a messenger RNA of Mesitornis unicolor (brown roatelo), 2043 nucleotides long. It is a transcript of the gene RBBP8NL, whose product is annotated as RBBP8 N-terminal like. Bases 1 to 2043 code for a protein of 680 amino acids. The transcript is spliced from 13 exons. Gene Ontology annotation, molecular function: double-stranded DNA binding; Y-form DNA binding; double-strand/single-strand DNA junction binding. The record is from RefSeq and is a predicted model, not a curated record. Gene Ontology annotation, cellular component: site of double-strand break. Gene Ontology annotation, biological process: double-strand break repair via homologous recombination; DNA double-strand break processing involved in repair via single-strand annealing. Lineage: Eukaryota; Metazoa; Chordata; Aves; Mesitornithiformes; Mesitornithidae.
AUGACCACGGAGAGUUUUGCUGAGUUCCUGAAUAAGCUCAAGGAAAUCCAUGAGAAAGAGAUCCAAGGUCUGCAAAGCAAACUGGCGGAGCUGACAACGGAGAAGUGCCGUGAUGCUCAAAGAAUUGAAGAGUUAUUUGCCAAAAAUCACCAAUUAAGGGAACAACAGAAGGUCCUUAAAGAAAACGUAAAGGUGUUAGAAAACAGGCUGCGAGCGGGUCUCUGUGACAGAUGCAUGGUCACCCAGGAGCUGGCGAAAAAGAAGCAGAAUGAGUACGAGAGCUCCCAUUUCCAGAGCCUGCAGCACAUCUUCAUCCUCAGUAAUGAGACAAACCGCCUGAGGGAAGAGAACAAAACUCUCAAGGAAGAGCUGAAGAGGAUCCGGAGCCUGGAGGACAGGACAAAGCACCCAGGAGUGACCUCCAGAGAAAGCAGCUCCACCCCCAGCUCCCCCUUGGCUUUACAGUCCCAAGUGAGCAGGAACACCAGCGGAGAGAAAGCAGCUCACAGGGGAGCAGAAGAAGCCCACCAUAACGUGCAGGGUCUCGAGCUGGAAGAAGAAAAGCCUGCAGGACACAGAAGCUCUCCAAGCAGAAGGACUUCCCCAAGCAGUGUCCUCCAAGAAGUCAGCCUUGCGGAAAUUGCAUCCCAGAGGGUCUCCAACCAGCUGCAUGGGACCAUCGCCCUGGUGAGACCCGGCUCCACGCCCUGCCUCCUGGAGAAAAGUCCUCUGGGGACAGCGGCAUCCCCACCAGCAAGGAAGACUCCUCUCCCACCAGAACGCGAGCACAGUCCCAGCCUUGAGGCUUAUUUAACAGCAAGCAAACCGUACUCCCCCAAGGUUGCUCCAUCCUACGAAAACCUAAAAAUGACCACCCGGAGAGAGCAGCUCUGCCUCCUCCAAAAGCACCUUUCCCUGCACCAGCUGGGGCUGGCAAGCAACUGCGUCUCACCAGACCGGGACGGCAGCAGCUUCUCCAGCCAUUUGCUUCGGGCCAAGGAUGUGGAUGGCCAGACACGGUCGCGUGAUGGCUGGGAAGACCACACAGCCUUGCUGAAGCUCCCUGCCACCAUGGUGUAUGUGAGGGAUCAGCACCUGGAGGAGAAGCUGCACCUCCUCAAGCACAGGGAGCGGCUGCAACAUCUCCUUAUGCAGCAGUGCCAGCCAGGCCAGCGGGCAGAUGAAGACAUAAAACCUGCGCCCAAGGAGCGGUCCCUUUCCCCAUGGCCCAACAUCACGAUGGGAUGCAAGGAGGAAAGGUCCUUUCUGGAGGACGCCAUGGAUGGGAAGGAAGAGAAAGAGCUUUGGCUGAGCCGUGAUGGCUCUGAACUCCAAGAAAAGGCAGAGGCGGCGAUGGAUGAUGGUGCAGAUGGGCCACUGGAUCUGUCGGACUCCAGCCGAGGCAAGGAAAUGGGCUGGCACAACCGCCGGGAGCUGCGGGGGGCCGGCAGCCCUCGGCUGAGCCCUCAGGAGAGCCUUGCUGUGCCGGCAACCCAUGGCCCCUGUGGGAGUCACAGGGCAGAGCAGGACAACUUGCACUUGCCCUACCACUGGCCCAACGCUGCCCGGGUACUGCCUGGGGCUGUCAAGGAGGAGGAGGAAGAUGAGGAGGAGGAGGCAGCUGUGCUCGCGCUCUCACUGGCACGUCCGACAAACAAGUCCAUGUCGAGCGACCCAGAGACCCCUCCAGAGACCAGGGUGAGACUGGCUGGUGGUGCACAGGAGGAAGAACCAGAUGAUGAUGAUGCUGAGUCUGGGAAUCAGGAAUCCGAGGAGGCAGACACGACAGACAGCGAGGUAGCUGCCUCAUACGAAGAUGGUAUCCUCCAAGAAGCCCAGGCUGAUGGGAAGUAUUUUUGCACCAAAGACAAACCUCAUGCGCUGCCAAAGAAGAGAAAAAGGGGACAGGAUUCUUGGACAAAAGGAGCUCAGAAGUCAAUGAGAGGAAGAAAGAAAGUCAAAGCAGAGCAAGGCUCAGCAGGGAUCGCGAAGGAACCAGAGAACUGCUCCCCUUCCCACAAUGACACCUCUGAGGAGAGUUAA